GGUGGGAGUCUGCGGUGGCGCUUUGGCGGCGGCCGGAGCAGCACGCACGCGGUGUACGGGAACAUGGCGGACGCGGAAGUAGUUGUUCUUCCAAAGAAGCAUAAGAAGAAAAAAGACCGGAAAUCAUUACCAGAAGAUGAUAUAGCUGAAAUACAACACGCUGAAGAAUUCCUUAUCAAACCCGAAUCGAAAGUGGCACAGUUAGAUACAUCUCAGUGGCCCCUGUUGCUAAAGAAUUUUGAUAAGCUUAAUGUCAGGACGACACAUUAUACACCUCUUCCUAGUGGCUCCAACCCUCUGAAGAGGGAAAUUGGGGACUACAUCAGGACAGGCUUCAUUAAUCUUGACAAGCCCUCUAACCCGUCUUCCCAUGAGGUGGUAGCCUGGAUCCGACGAAUACUUCGGGUGGAGAAGACAGGGCACAGCGGUACUCUGGACCCCAAAGUGACUGGCUGUUUAAUCGUGUGCAUAGAACGAGCCACUCGUUUGGUGAAGUCACAGCAGAGUGCAGGCAAAGAGUAUGUGGGAAUUGUUCGGCUGCACAAUGCCAUUGAAGGGGGGACCCAGCUCUCCAGGGCCCUGGAGACUCUGACAGGUGCCCUCUUCCAGCGACCCCCACUUAUCGCUGCGGUGAAGAGGCAGCUCCGAGUGCGGACCAUCUACGAGAGCAAAAUGAUCGAAUAUGACCCCGAAAGGAGAUUAGGCAUCUUUUGGGUGAGCUGUGAGGCUGGCACCUACAUUCGGACACUGUGUGUGCACCUUGGUUUGUUAUUGGGAGUUGGUGGUCAGAUGCAAGAACUUCGAAGAGUUCGUUCUGGAGUCAUGAGUGAGAAGGACCACAUGGUGACAAUGCAUGACGUACUUGAUGCUCAGUGGUUGUAUGACAACCAUAAGGAUGAGAGCUACCUGCGGCGAGUUGUGUACCCUUUGGAAAAGCUGUUGACAUCUCACAAACGGCUUGUUAUGAAAGACAGUGCGGUGAAUGCCAUCUGCUACGGGGCCAAGAUAAUGCUUCCAGGUGUUCUUCGCUAUGAAGAUGGCAUUGAAGUCAAUCAGGAGAUCGUUGUCAUUACCACCAAAGGGGAAGCCAUCUGCAUGGCAAUUGCACUGAUGACCACAGCAGUGAUCUCUACGUGUGACCAUGGCAUAGUAGCAAAGAUCAAGAGAGUGAUCAUGGAGAGAGACACCUACCCUCGCAAGUGGGGUUUGGGCCCAAAGGCAAGUCAGAAGAGGCUGAUGAUUAAGCAGGGCCUUCUGGACAAGCACGGCAAACCCACGGACAGCACCCCUCCCGCCUGGAAGCAGGACUACGUGGAGUACAGUGGGAAAGAAGUGGUUGCUGACGAAGUGAAGGGCCCACAUGUGGUUGAAGCAGUGCAAGCCCCCAAGCGGAAACGUGAGAGUGACAGUGAAAGUGAUGCCAGCCCUCCAGCAGCUCCUCAGUUGGUCAAAAAGGAGAAGAAGAAAAAGAAGAAGGCCAAAGUUGUUGCAGAAAGUGGAGGAGAGCCUGCAGAAGGGGACAGUGACAGCAGCAAGAAGAAGAAGAAGAAGAAGAAGGCUAAAGCUGUGGAGGUGCUGUCUGACUAGCGAAGGCUGUGUGCAUCACUGUGUUAGCUGGGCAAAGGCUGGGCACUGAGCCGCAGAGGCACACUGGAGCUGUGACCCGAGACCUGGCCGAUGGCAGCCUGCUUGUCCUGUUUUAAGGAUGUGGGUGAUGAAAGAGGCAGAUGAUGCCACUGGCUGUUGUGCAUGGGAGGCCUUACCUUAAGAGCCACUACUGCCCAGUAGCUAAGUAUGCACGGCGCUUGGCAGUUUCUCGCUCCUCUCCUCCACACUGAAGGAGCCUGGGAGGACAGCGUUCAGUUCUGGUGGCGGCUUGAGUGUACAGCAGUGUUCGCCUAAAGCCAUCUGGUGCUUGGGGCUGUGGCUCAGGCUGAACCGUCCCUGUACCCUCUUUUAACCCUCAUUCUCUUAAAUAAUGCAAUAGCUCAUUGCUAGAAGCAGAGUGUUGUAAUUUGUACUUAUUAAAGUUGACUUAUUAAGUUUUUAA
Messenger RNA from Ochotona curzoniae (black-lipped pika), 2050 nucleotides. It is a transcript of the gene DKC1, whose product is annotated as dyskerin pseudouridine synthase 1. The transcript is spliced from 15 exons. NCBI's taxonomy places the organism in Eukaryota, Metazoa, Chordata, Mammalia, Lagomorpha, Ochotonidae. Bases 64 to 1587 code for a protein of 507 amino acids. The record is from RefSeq and is a predicted model, not a curated record. Gene Ontology annotation, cellular component: box H/ACA snoRNP complex. Gene Ontology annotation, molecular function: pseudouridine synthase activity; RNA binding. Gene Ontology annotation, biological process: mRNA pseudouridine synthesis; box H/ACA sno(s)RNA 3'-end processing; snRNA pseudouridine synthesis.